Molecule: messenger RNA, 3932 nt
Organism: Rhipicephalus sanguineus (brown dog tick)
Lineage: Eukaryota; Metazoa; Arthropoda; Arachnida; Ixodida; Ixodidae
Exons: 2
Coding region: 109-3792 (1227 amino acids)
Source: RefSeq, a predicted model, not a curated record
UAGUUUUGGCGCGAAUGUGCGCUCGAGCCUCGAGCUUUGGUGUAGUGGGGUAGAGGAUUGAAGUGUCGAGCACCUUCUGAACGUUUGGCCAUUGCAAGCUCUUCCUGGAUGAGGCGACUUAAAGAGUGGGGAAUUGUGCCUUCCAGCGCCUACGACUUUCGGAUUGAGGGUUAUUGUGAAAGAACUGGCAAGUUCCUCACAACAGCAAACGUACACAACCGGCUGAGCAGUACACGUAUCGUGUGCACUGACGGCAAGAGCUACGAGCUUGUGGGACCGUUCGACCGAGUUUCGGGUGCUGAAGGAUACAUUCCGGAGAGAAUACUCGACGCAUUCGUGCAUGGUGUACCACGGAACUGGAGGCAAGUCAUACGGGGUUGGCUUGAACAAGAAGACUCAAAUGGCCGGGAUUGCCGUGAAGCCGAAAGCACAGUGAAGUACCCAGACCUCCCUUUUCAGCGUUGUUCUGCUGAUAAAAGUUUCCAGAAGAUGCAGCGAGACAGUGCGUUCAACUUCCAGCGGCGCAGACGACACAGCGGCGUUGCAUCUGCCUCAGCGACUUCGCCAACCAAGCAGCACUCAACUCGAAAGAGCGGCGUUGCCAUUGUCGGUAGCUACGCUUCUCCUUUGUACAUGAAAGAAGCCAAAAUUUAUGUUGAAAGACUGCCUGAGGCGAUAUUGUUGGAAACGGUGAAUGGAGCUAUUGCGGUGGGACCGACAAGCAGCACGCCUCGUCACGCGCCAGUGUCUCUGGAGAAAACAAGAAACCUUUCAACUUCGACUCGAGUGUCAUUAUCUGGUAAAGCCAAGCAGAAGGUGCCGAAAAAACUUGGAGCAGAAAUGGGCAUGUCCUUGAGAAAUAGUUCGUCCCCUGCCACUCGGGCCAGAGCACGUGAUGAAGUGUGGGCACGCAGUGAUGAAGUGUGUACACGGUCCCUGAGAAAUAGUUCUUGCCCUGCCACUCGGGCUAAAGCACAUGAUGCAUCAGGGGGACACAGUGAUAAAGUCUGUACACGGUCGCGAUCGGCUAGUGCACAGCGAAUCUUGCGGAGCGCAAAGCAAGGAAUGCAAGCGACUCGUGAUGUGAAUGGCAAAAUCAAAACAGCUUCAACUUGUGAAAUGCAAGUGAGAAAGCGAAGUACUUCUGGCAGCACAGGUAAAAAAGGAACUGCAUUCCUGAAGCUUGACCAUGUUGCUGCAUUGCCUGUAGCCGAAAGAGCAUUAUCAGGGCCGUCACCACGGAAGUACAGAAAUCAAGGCCAGAAGAAAAGCACAAAGCAGAAAGAUAAACCUGAAUUAAGUGGUAGCCGAACGUCUUCCAGAGGAGAGCAAAUGCACAGUAAUUAUGGGCCAGUGAAGGAACGCAAGAGCAGUACAAGUGUGCAGACCAGGAUCGGCUGUUAUCCGACACGUAAAAACAGUGAACUUGAGGUUAAGGUGAUGUCACCAUGCGUUUUGCCAGACAAGUCGAAGUCUAGCGUGGAUAGUUCUCGCCACAGAGCUGGUGGCAUGGAGCAAACAGGUAUUCAGCUCAGAAGUGAUAAAUGUGACAUCUUAGCUUCAAGGCAGCAUAAAGCAACUGCAAGUUUGGAGGAGUGUACUUCUGCUAUUAUCAACAAAAGGUAUCCUGUACGCAGCAGUAAAAAAGCAAGCAAUACGGGAUUGUCGUCAGCCAAGAAGAAAUUGGACGACUUAAGUUCACUGUCGGGGUGCCAGAAUGAGGCUGCAAAAAAAAAUAACAUUCGCCCUAGAGAGGAUGAAUGCGGACUCAGUGUAAAUGAACAUGUGCGGACAAGAAGUGGCCACUGCUAUCAACGCAAGAACGUUGAAUGUAAAGACAAGCUUGGAGCCAAGUCGCUGAACAUGUUGCCAGCUAAGCGUAAGCAUAGCUUGGACAAUGUUCAGCGUGCAGCAAGCGAAGAGCAGCAAACAGGUGCUCCACACAGCAGUCGUGCGUCGUGUGACAACACAUUUGCGAAGCAGAAGAAAGCAGCAACUAGUCUAAGAGAAGGCAGUUCCACUGUUAAGCAGCAGCAUCUAUCACACACUACCAUUGAAAUGGACAGUGCAGAGACUAUACCAGUGAAACUGAAGUCACUCAGAAGGAAAUCACCUGGCAGCCAAAAGGAUCCUGCUACAAAGAGCAGCCCUCACUCUGAAGUACAGGGGAAACACCGGUAUAGCACUAGGAGUUGUGCACUGGCCUUACGCAAGCGUGCACCCAAAUCAUCAAGUGGUUUGCUAGCUAAGCACAAAUUUAACCUGGAAACUUCUCAAAUCACUGCAAGUAGUAAGCAACAGACAGGCGCUUCACGCAGGAACCGCACCUUGAGCAAGGAACUGGUUACAAAGCAGCAGAAGGCAACUGAGAAUGAAACACACCACAGUUCCUGCACAGUCAGAACGCGCCGCACCUCAAGCACCAAGUUUAACACUGGCCAAACAGGGUCACCGAAGACCCGAAGAACACCAUUACCAAGAAAGUCUGCAACCACGUCUUCACAUGAUACAUCUAAGAAGACCUUUGGAAAUGUUUGUCAAGCAAAAGCUGCUUCAUGUACUCACCGUAAAAUUGAUACUACGUCAGCAUCGGGCAAACAGAAAUCAAAUAUGAGCUCGUCAAGACAGGAUACCGCUACAAGCCAGAGAAGGGCACCGAAAAGAAAACGUUCUGUUACAUGUUCAUCUGAAUUUUCACCCAGGAAGAAAACCUCCAGGGGAGAUACUUCUCAAAGAAAAGGUUCAGCUAAGGUUACAUCAUGCUCUGUGUCCAGUAGAGCUACAGCAGGCAAGCAAAAAUCUAGUGAGGGUUGCAUAGGACAACAGGAUGUUUGCUCCGAAAACCGAGGGGAGUCAUCAGUGAAACCUUUGGCUACACCUUUGCAUGCAAUUUUGCCCAAGGAGGCAGCCGUUGGAGAUAAAUCUGAAACUGAUGUUGCCAAAAAUCACAGUAAUACCACAGGCAUAAAAAGAGGGAGACCAAGAAAGAAACAACCAUCAUUAGAAGUUCACAAUAACAGUGACGCCCAAUCUCGUGGACAGCCCAGUUCUGAAGUUGCUAACGCUUUAAAAAGUGUACAAACAGAGCAGGCAGGUAGUGAAAGUGAGAGCACACCCAAGUUGAGUGUCUCAGAUGCACUGAAAAAGGGUUGCUGUGAACCAGCUGAGCCUUUCGUGAAACCACAGCCAUGCAAGCAAGGUCGCAGCGCAGACUCUACAAGUCAGACUACAAAGCCCAAAGCAAGUGAAUCCACGGAGGCACUUCUAGCAAUAACAGCCAGAAAGGGAACCCUCAAACGUAAGGCCCAAAUCAAGAAGCUGGCAGAUGCACUGGCAGCGAAGGAAGCUUGCGAUGACAUUUACCAGUCUCAGGUUUUAGGUGGAAACAUCCCUGGUGAUUUUUUCAUGACGGAAAAUUGGGAUGAGCUGUCCGAUUUCCGGGCAUCUCGAAUGACAACACCUGUGCCGAAUUCCCCGCAUCUCAGCCCAGGGAAGAGUCAGUUCUCAUUUUCUAGUGUAGGCAGUGCAUCAUCAGAAUCGCCAGUAGCAGCAGUUGCGAUCAUGAAGAGCAUCCGUAAGCGAGAUUGUGCUACCACCUUGAAAUCCUCAACCCCGAAGUCUAAAUAUAUGAAAAAAAAUCCGAAUGUAAAUGUGGUGCUACAAGGACUGCGGAAUCUGGAGGCAAAGUUAGAGAAAGAAAGGCUGAAAGAAAACUGCGAAGAUUCCAAUGAGGAAGUGGAGGACACAGAUGUCGAAAGUAGUCAAGAUGACGAACAUCUUUUUUUCCACUGACAUAUCCAAAUUUUGCAUGAUUUGACGCAGAGUGAGCACCUUUGUGUAAAGUACUACUUCCAUUAUGCUGUAAAGUUCUUUCAGCUUGUCUUGUCAUCUCAGCAGCAUUAGUGAAUAAAGCUGGAUGAAUUUAACAUGAA